UUCAGGCAGAUCCGGAUCGAGGGCGGGAGGCCGAGAUCCGCAGGGAUGCUGCCCAUCACAGAGCAACUGCUGCACCUCCUGGGGUUGGAGAAGACGGCGUUCCGUUUGUAUGCUGUGUCCGGGCUCCUGCUCACCCUGCUGUUCUUCAUUUUCCGUCUGCUGCUGAAGUUCCUGAGGCUCUGCUGGGGUUUCUAUAUCACCUGCCGCCGACUACGCUGCUUCCCUCAGCCACCCCGGCGCAACUGGCUGCUGGGCCAUCUGGGCAUGUAUCUGCCAAAUGAGAGAGGCCUCCAAGAUGAGAAGAAGGUGUUGGACGACAUGCACCACGUGGUCCUCGUGUGGCUAGGACCUAUCCUGCCACUAGUGGUUCUGGUGCACCCUGACUACAUCAAGCCCCUGGUGGGUGCCUCAGCUGCUGUUGCCCCCAAGGAUGACCUUUUCUAUGGCUUCCUGAGACCUUGGCUGGGGGAUGGGCUGCUGAUCAGCCGAGGUGAGAAGUGGAGCCGGCACCGCCGCCUGCUGACACCUGCCUUCCACUUCGACAUCCUGAAGCCUUACAUGAAGAUCUUCAACCAGUGCACGGAUACCAUGCAUGCUAAAUGGCGGCGCCUGGCAGAGGGCUCGGAGGUCUCCCUUGACAUGUUUGAGCAUGUCAGCCUCAUGACCCUGGACAGUCUUCAGAAAUGUGUCUUCAGCUACAACAGCAACUGCCAGGAGAAGAUGAGUGAUUACAUCUCGGCCAUCAUUGAGCUGAGUGCCCUGGUGGUCCGGCGCCAGUACCGCGUGCAUCACUACCUCGAUUUCAUCUACUACCGCACGGCUGACGGGCGGCGCUUCCGGCAGGCCUGCGACAUCGUGCACAGCUUCACCACAGAGGUCAUCCAGGAGCGGAGGCGGGCGCUACGCCAGCAGGGGGCUGAGGCCUGGUUUCAGGCCAGGCAGGGAAAGACAUUGGACUUCAUUGACGUGCUGCUCUUGGCCAAGGAUGAAGAUGGAAAGGAACUCUCAGAUGAGGACAUCCGAGCUGAGGCAGACACCUUCAUGUUUGAGGGUCAUGACACAACAUCUAGUGGGCUAUCCUGGGUACUGUUCAACUUGGCCAAGUAUCCAGAGUACCAGGAGAAGUGCCGAGAAGAGAUCCAGGAAGUCAUGAAAGGCCGGGAGCUGGAGGAACUGGAGUGGGACGACCUGACCCAACUGCCCUUCACCACUAUGUGCAUCAAGGAGAGCCUCCGCCAGUUCCCACCUGUGACCCUGAUCUCCCGCCGCUGCACGGAGGACAUCAAGCUCCCAGACGGACGCAUCAUCCCCAAAGGAAUCAUCUGCCUGGUUAGCAUCUAUGGGACACACUAUAACCCUUUAGUGUGGCCUGACUCCAAGGUGUACAAUCCCUAUCGCUUUGAUCCGGACAACCCACAGCAGCGCUCCCCAUUGGCUUAUGUGCCCUUUUCUGCAGGACCCAGGAACUGCAUCGGACAGAGCUUCGCCAUGGCUGAGAUGCGCGUGGCCGUGGCCCUGACGCUGCUGCGCUUCCGCCUGAGCGUGGACCGAACGCGCAAGGUGCGGCGGAAGCCCGAGCUCAUUCUGCGCACGGAGAAUGGCAUCUGGCUCAAGGUGGAGCCGCUGCCUCCGCGGGCCUGAAGGUCGGCGCACCCCUGCUGAUCCCGGGGGCCCAAGCCCCGCCCAGAGAGGCCUAGGUCCCGCCCCUGAGGGCCC
Messenger RNA from Odocoileus virginianus texanus, 1716 nucleotides. It is a transcript of the gene CYP4F22, whose product is annotated as cytochrome P450 family 4 subfamily F member 22. Gene Ontology annotation, biological process: ceramide biosynthetic process. The record is from RefSeq and is a predicted model, not a curated record. Lineage: Eukaryota; Metazoa; Chordata; Mammalia; Artiodactyla; Cervidae. Gene Ontology annotation, molecular function: monooxygenase activity; heme binding; oxidoreductase activity, acting on paired donors, with incorporation or reduction of molecular oxygen. Gene Ontology annotation, cellular component: endoplasmic reticulum membrane.